Molecule: messenger RNA, 1323 nt
Organism: Hemisphaericaspora subhashii
Lineage: Eukaryota; Fungi; Ascomycota; Pichiomycetes; Serinales; Debaryomycetaceae
Gene: RNA1
Product: GTPase-activating protein
Exons: 1
Coding region: 1-1323 (440 amino acids)
Biological process (GO): nucleocytoplasmic transport; activation of GTPase activity
Cellular component (GO): nucleus; cytosol; perinuclear region of cytoplasm
Molecular function (GO): GTPase activator activity; small GTPase binding
Source: RefSeq, a predicted model, not a curated record
AUGAGAUCGUGUAAUCAAAUUCAAGUUUCAAAAAUUUUUAAAAUACCACCUGAGUCUAGAAACAGAUAUAUCGAAAGUAAGAUGGAAUCCGUUGAAGUGGAAUUAGGAGUUACUCCAGAAACUACCUAUUCAGUUGCUGGUAAGCAAAUUAAAUUCAAUUCUGAAGCUGACAUAGAACCAUACAUCAAAGAACUUACUGCCCGUGAAAAUGUCACCAAGAUUGAUUUCUCAGGAAAUACUAUUGGAAUUGAUGCAUCCAAAGCAUUAAGUGAAGCCAUAUUGAAACAUAAAGAUACAAUUAUUGCUGUCGAUUUUUCUGAUUUAUAUACUGGAAGAUUAAAUACUGAAAUUCCAAAAUCUUUGGAAUAUUUAUUACCAGCCUUAUUACAAUUUCCAAAUUUGAAAGUUGUGAAUUUGAGUGAUAAUGCAUUUGGAUUACAAACUAUUGAUCCUAUAGAAGAUUAUUUAACCAAAGCUAUUUCAAUCGAACACUUAAUCUUAUCAAACAAUGGGAUGGGACCUUUUGCUGGGUCUAGAAUUGGUGCAUCGUUGUUCAAAUUAUCCAGAUCUAAAGAAGUCGCAGGAAAACCAUCAUUGAAGACAUUUGUAUGUGGUAGAAAUAGAUUAGAAAAUGGCUCUGUUAAUCAUUUAUGUGUUGGUUUAAGAAAUCAUGAAGAUUUAGAAGUUGUUAGAUUAUAUCAAAAUGGUAUUAGACCAGCUGGGAUUUCUAAAUUAAUUGAAAAGGGGUUAUCACAUAAUAAGAGAUUGAGAGUCUUGGAUUUACAAGAUAAUACAAUCACCACUAAAGGUGCUAUUAAAUUAGCUGAAACUUUAGCUCAUUGGGAUGAAUUGGUUGAAUUGAAUCUUAAUGAUUCAUUAUUGAAAAACAAAGGAUCUUUGAAAAUUGUAGAAGCUUUACACACUGGUGAUGAAAAGAAGAAACUCUUGACUUUGAAAUUACAAUAUAAUGAAUUGGAAGUUGAUAGUUUAAGAUUAUUAGCUGAUGCAAUUGCAUCAAAAUUACCAAAUUUGAAAUUCUUAGAAUUGAAUGGGAAUAGAUUUGAAGAAGAUUCUGAACAUAUUGAAAAGAUUAAUGAAUUAUUCGAAGAAAGAGGAUUUGGUGAAUUAGAUGAAUUAGAUGAAUUGGAAGAAAUUGAUAGUGAUGAAGAAGAAGAUGAAGAAGAUGAAGAGGAAGAAGAUACUUUGGAAGAAGAUCUUGACUUGGAAGAACUUGAACUUGAGUUAGCUGGAUUAGCUGUACAAGAUAAAGAUGCUACCGUUGAUGAACUUACUGCUGGAUUAUCUAAAGCUCAUAUUAGUUAG